Molecule: messenger RNA, 1152 nt
Organism: Cryptomeria japonica (Japanese cedar)
Lineage: Eukaryota; Viridiplantae; Streptophyta; Pinopsida; Cupressales; Cupressaceae
Product: G-type lectin S-receptor-like serine/threonine-protein kinase At2g19130
Exons: 1
Coding region: 1-1152 (383 amino acids)
Biological process (GO): protein phosphorylation
Molecular function (GO): ATP binding; protein kinase activity
Source: RefSeq, a predicted model, not a curated record
AUGCGGACUAAAGCCAGUUCAUCUGGUGGCCAGCCCUUGUUCAUUCGAUUGGCUGCUUCCGAUGCGUCACAGUUGUCAGCUCAUGCAGGAAGAAGCAGCAGCAGAGUACUUGUGCUCUCCAUCUCAAUUCCUUUGGGCAUUCUGUUUAUCGGUGCAUGGUUGUUUAUUCAGCGCAGGCGCAAGAGACUCCUUCAGAAUGUCGAGGAGUACGACACUCCGACAUCGCUCACAACAUUCACCUACAAAGAGCUCAAAAUUGCAAGCAACAAUUUCGCUCAUAAGUUGGGAAAGGGAGCAUUUGGCUCUGUCUUUAAGGCAACUCUGCGAGACAACACACUUGUAGCCGUGAAAAGAUUAGAGGGUUCCGCACAAGCAGAAAAGCAAUUCCGUGCAGAAAUAAGCACCAUUGGAAACAUACAUCAUGUGAAUUUGGUGGGACUCCGGGGAUUUUGCGUGGAGGGGUCUAAAAGAAUGCUUGUUUACGAGUACAUGCAAAAUGGGUCUCUCAAUUCUUUCUUGUGCCGCAGAUCCAAAGAAGGCGGCAAGGUGCUGGAUUGGAAUACCAGAUUCAGAAUCGCUUUGGGCACUGCAAGAGGGUUACUUUAUCUCCACGAUGAAUGCAGAGAUCGCAUCAUCCAUUGUGAUAUCAAACCAGAAAAUAUUCUUCUAGACACGGAUUUCUAUCCAAAAGUGGCUGAUUUUGGGCUGGCAAAGCUUGUUGGCAGAGAUUUCAGCAGAGUGCUGACAACAGCAAGAGGAACAAGGGGUUAUUUGGCUCCCGAGUGGCUGACCGGCUUGCCAAUAACAGUGAAGGUGGAUGUAUACAGCUUCGGCAUGACCCUGCUCGAAAUAAUCUCAGGCCGACGAAAUAGUGAUUUGAGUGUGCAGGAAUCUCAACGCUAUUUUCCGACUUGGGCAGCAGCUCAAAUUCUCAAAGGAAACACCAUGGGUCUUGUGGAUGAAAGGAUUGCAGACAUGGCAGAUGUUGAAGAGGUGAGAAGAGCAGCUAUGGUAAGCAUUCUGUGCAUUCAAAAGGAUGAGAAUGGGAGGCCAAGCAUGGCUCAAGUUGUGCGGAUAUUGGAAGGCAAAUCAGAUGGUGACGUGGAGCAAUAUGAGAGGUCUCUGCAACGCUGGUCGAUGAUCAUUCAGUAG